This is a messenger RNA of Lathyrus oleraceus (garden pea), 1527 nucleotides long. RefSeq lists its product as uncharacterized. NCBI's taxonomy places the organism in Eukaryota, Viridiplantae, Streptophyta, Magnoliopsida, Fabales, Fabaceae. The coding region runs from base 311 to 1450 and encodes 379 amino acids. The transcript is spliced from 3 exons. The record is from RefSeq and is a predicted model, not a curated record.
GAAUUUUCUUUCUUUCCUUAGCCGUGAAGAUCCCUGCUAAGAAAGCUGCUGUCGAAGCGUCGCCCAGUACUGCUAAGAAGCCUUCGACAAAGGUAAGUCGAAAACCCUCAACAAUCCAAAAGAAGAAGAGUGAAGAGGAGAGAAAAGAGGAUAAAGUCCCUAGUGAAGAGUCUGGUGAUGAAUCUCCAAGUUAAUCCCUCCCCCUCAGAAGAAAAAGAAACUCACGAAGGUCUCUUCCCAAAGGUCCAUUGUUAACCCAAUCAGGAAGGAUUCUGCCAGUACUUCUCCUGCCAAGCCUCAGUCGAAAGAUAUGGGGAGUGGGAAAUCCGGUUUUAAUACUGAAAUUCCUGAGGAACAAGUGGCUGUCGAAAAAACGCCUGAGAAAAUUUUGGAGGAAACAGCCCCAGAGGAAGAUGUCCCCACAAGUGACCAUGAUAUGCAAACCGUAGAAGAAUUCGACACUACAGUGGGUGACGCCUCUGAAGAUGAAUCUCCUCCUCAUCCAGGAUUGCAUGUUGCACCUCAGGGUGAUGAUAUUGAAAUGGAGGUUGUAGUCGAAGAUGAUCCUGAAGAUGGAGCUGCCAGAGAUGGGGACAACCAGUCGAAACGAACAGAGGUUGAGCGUAUUUCGACGCGAAACACUCCACCUGCUUCUGACCGGGCCCAAGGGAGUGGCAAAUCAACUGGUUCGACCAGUUUCUCUCGCGAGGAGCUUGAAAAUCUCAAAGUGCAAAGACCUUUGGAGUAUCUGAAAGCCAUGCUUAGCACCCGUUUUAAUUUUCAGGAUUCUUCGCAGAGUAGUUCGACCACUUCUGGGGCAACUUCUGAAGCACCAUCACUUGGCAGCCUCCUGACCAAGAUCAAAACGAAAAUCCUUGAUGUCGAUUUGUUUAAAGUCUUGGAAGAGAAUUCCCUUGCUCAAAUUGGUCUUAAGAAAAUCUUGAAGCAAGUGAAUGUUUUGGAAACUUCUGCUGAGAUUGGAAGUUUCGUGAUGGAGUUGAUGACUCUCAUUGACUUGGCCACUGCAGAUCUCCAUCGUCAAAGGGAUCUUACCGCUCAAAUCUCCUCCAAGUCUGAAACUCAAACUGCUGAAUGGGAUGCCGUUUCGACUUCGACUGACAAAGUUUCAAAAUUGCAAAAGCUCUCUGAAACGUAUGUUGAAGAAGUUGCUGCUUGCAAUGACAAUAUUCAAAAAUGGAAAACACAGAUAGCAGCACUUCAAGAAAAGAUCUCUCAAGAGGAGAAACGUAAGGCAUCCAUUCAGCAACCCAAGCAGAGCGAGAUUGACGAAGAAUUGAGGGUGGGUAUUCGACAUGCAGAGAAAGCCCAUCAACUUAGUCAGGAGAUUGAGACUCUCUCUACUCACAAAAGUCUUUGUGAUCAUCGACUCCAACUCCAGAGGCAGAAGUUCGCCACUUUGAAGGAAACUUUUGCCAAUUUUAAUUUUUAGUCGAAUUUAUUUAGCAACUCUCAGCCCUUUGAGGCUUUCUUUGUAAUAACUUUUGAAUGCCAUUUUUAUUUGGCCCA